This is a messenger RNA of Amphibalanus amphitrite, 4958 nucleotides long. Its product is annotated as mitochondrial uncoupling protein 4-like. The transcript has 10 exons. Gene Ontology annotation, cellular component: mitochondrial membrane. Bases 214 to 1149 code for a protein of 311 amino acids. The record is from RefSeq and is a predicted model, not a curated record. Gene Ontology annotation, biological process: mitochondrial transport; response to cold. Lineage: Eukaryota; Metazoa; Arthropoda; Thecostraca; Balanomorpha; Balanidae.
AUAUAUUAUGUCCAUUACAGUAUGUGUAUAUAUAGCCGAUUUUGUUUUAUUUAUUAAUGAAUUUUGUGGUAAAUAUGCACUAGUUAUUGAAAUAAGUUAUACUGCAUGCAUCGGACCUCGACGAUAGCGUUUUCUUAGUCUUCAUGUGACUCACACGAGAAGGGUUAAACCUGUGCACUUUUAAGCACUUGUUCCAGAUAUAACCAAACAAAUAUGAAGGACAAGACAAAUAACUUGACAUCUGACAUAGCUCAGAAAGUAUGGUUCAAAUACAUCCUUUCCUGCUGCUCGGCAACAUGUGCUGAACUGGUUACGUAUCCCCUGGAUCUCACCAAGACCCGCCUUCAAAUCCAGGGAGAGGCAUCUCUGGGAAAGGCGGCGCCAUACCGCGGGUUCCUGCGCACGGCGGCGGGCAUAGUGCGCGAGGAGGGCGCUCGCCGUCUGUGGCAGGGCGUCACACCGGCCAUCUACCGCCACCUCAUCUACACGGGGGUGCGAAUGAAUGGCUAUGAGUGGCUGCGGGAUCGGAUCGCGCCCCCCGGCCGGCCCCUGCCCGUCUGGCAGGCGGCCGGCGCGGGUCUGCUGGCCGGUGGGCUCGGGCAGCUGCUGGCCUCCCCGGCUGACCUCGUCAAGGUUCAGAUGCAGAUGGAAGGCCGGCGGCGGCUGCAGGGUCACAAACCCAGAGUGAAGAACGCCGCGCACGCGUUCCGCAAGAUUCUCCGCGAGGGCGGCGCGCGCGGCCUGUGGAAGGGCUGCGUGCCGAACGUGCAGCGCUCGGCGCUGGUGAACCUGGGCGACCUCACUACCUACGACUCGGUGAAGGCGCGCCUGGUGCGCGGCACCAACCUGGGCGACACGCCCGUCACACACUUCCUGGCCAGUGUGGCCUCCGGCCUCGUGUCGGCCACUCUGGGCACCCCUGCCGACGUUGUGAAGACUCGCGUCAUGAAUCAGCCCACCGACGCCAGUGGAAGAGGGACGCUGUAUCGGAACUCAAUCGAUUGUUUCGUGCGUCUGGUCCGAGAGGAGGGUCUAUUGGCCAUGUACAAAGGCUUUCUGCCCUGCUGGAUACGCAUGGCUCCCUGGAGUCUCACCUUCUGGUUUACAUAUGAAAAUCUACGGAAACUGGCCGGCACGGAAAGCUUCUAGCGACGGCGGGGAGAGAGGAGGGAGCAGAAUGGUCUGUUGAAACAAUGCCGACUCGGAUAAGUAUCUCAUGGCUUCAGCCAUCACACGUCACAGACCUCUCAGCCGAUUUGCAGCAUUACAGGGACCCACCGUUAGUGUAUAUUCAAUUGGCCGAGAUUUCUGACCAGCCAGUGACUAUAAAAUGUUAGGGGGAACGUUUUAUACCGGACCUAGAAACUAUUUGUGUAAUAUGUAUCGAGCUUGUGCGAAAACCAGACUGUGCUACUUCAACAAUGCAAUUGCUAGGAUAAGUUUAGAAAGGUGUGUGUGUGGCUCAACGUCAUUUACUCGUUGUGUGGUGUGGUUGUGCAAUGUUUGUAUUUCAGAAGCUGGUGCAAUCGAGUUUGAAAUUAGUGUGCUUUGAUGGAUGUGUAUUGGAUAAUGAGCUCGGACCACAUUGGAAAGUGUAUGCAGUUAAUGUCAACGUUGAAUGCAAGUCCUGAAGCUUCGGUAAUGUCUUUCAAAGCUUGCCAUAUUUAAAACAAGUUGUCAAAUGUAAAAUGCCAGUUCUUAUUAUUCAUUGGAACGAGAUUUGGGCCGCACGAGGCAUUGAAUGAAUACUGAGGUGUAUUUUUGCUGCGAAUCCCAAUGUCUCGCACUAUUUUCAGCCCGGCCAGUUUUGAUUUAGCUGUUGGUUACAAUUUACAAUUACAAUUACAAUCUAUGUACCUACCUCGUAGUGUUGUAAUUUGUGUCAAGAGCGGACCGAAAUCACGAUUGCAUGGUGCAUUUGAGAUGCUGUCUUUUUUGGACCGACGAUUGUACUAUUCGCAUCAUCGAUGUGUGAUUGUUCUGUGAACCGUUUGAUACCCAAUACCCAUGUCGCGUUGUCGUUUUAUUGUCAAUUGUCAUGCUUUGUGGUAGCUACCGGAGACUCGUGGGGCAUUGUUUUUGAAGGUCGAAACCCAUUGGAGUACAUGUUGUACGCCUGAGUUGUGAAUUUUGCGGAAUGUCACCUGUGCGUUAACACUUGGUGAGCAAUGUCAACACAUCUUUUGGGAAGUGUGACCAGCUAAAGUCGAAACGGACGUCUGCGUGGUUUUUGCGCGAAAUAUGUGCCGUUAGUAGGUAAUUCUAGCAGGGUUAUUCGGCCUGUGAUGGAGUUUUUAAGCAAUUCUGAUAACGUUUUCAUGACUGGAGAAAUAUAAUGUGUGCAUGGUGAGCGAUCGUUUCGAUCUGGUUUGAAUUCCGUCAAUGUUUGGAUGUUCAAAACCCCCUUCACUAACCAACUUAUAGGCCAGGAGCCACCACCGUAAUGGUAUUCAUUGCUUCUGAAACCCAUUCGCCACGAUCACAUCCUCGGGGAUCCUUCAUCCGUUUACGGAGGGGUACUUCAUGGGGUACCAUGGGGUACUUCAUUAGACGAGGAAGUUGAUAAGGAGAUCGACGUACCGACGUACCGUCGAUGUCUCGUGUGAUUUCAUCGUUCAGCCCAUGGGCCGCUGAAGACCAGCUGUAAUGACAUGCCCAUUGGCUAAUGUCCGUGGCUAAUGUAUGAUAGGUAUUGAUUUGAUACAUUUUUUAUAAGUUCUGGCCCACUACGGUCAAAAUGCAUAUUCAGAUACCCAAUAUUAGGAAAUUCACAAAAGAACAUGGUUGAAUCCUAUUCAAUGGCUUUGCGGCUUUCAUGACUUGCUAUCUUCUUUACGAUAAGUCUGUGGCGAAUCUGGCAGUGAAGAAGUUGUGGGUAUAUAUUUUUUGCAGCGUUUUAGUGCUAUCACGUGGUGCGUUUUGCAGUAAAGACACAUCCUUGACGUCGGCAUUUUUCACGGAACAGUGGAGCGGUGGUGUUUAUUUUUGUCUGCAUAAGGUGAGUUAUUGCUAAAAGGGUUUUUUCAACUUAAGAAUUAAUUUCAUGCAACUGAACUAUUGUAAAAACACAUCUUAUGUGUUAUCGCCUCGCAGUUGUCUUUGCAUGAAUGCAUUCAUUGUCGAAGGACGAAGGGAAGGGUUUCAAUUCUGUUUUGCCUUAAUUUCCGAUUUUCUGUAUGUUUAAGUGAUUACAAAGGGUCAUCGUAACAUCCCUUAGUCGACACUUCCUCAUUUACAUUCACAACUUUGGCUUUUGUUAUGUAAUGCUCAUGAUAAUAAAACAUGAAUUGAGCUUCAUCCUGAUCCAAAAAGCUGGAAGAUUGCAUGUUUAAUUCUUGAGUUAUCAAACCUGACCACCCACCCCUAUGUGUGUGUCACCAGGUGAUGGCCUCCCGCCAGGGCUUGUCGCUGUUCGUCGGAAACCUGCCGUGGACAGUGAGCACCCGCGAGCUGCGCUCCUACGUCUCCCAGUUUGGGCCCGUCGCCUGGGCCCGUGUGGUCUUUGACCCCAAGACUGGCCUGAGCAAGGGCUAUGGCUUUGUGACCAUGAAGACCCGCGAGAGCUUCAACGCAUUCAUCAACAAACCGGGCCACGUCUUGGAGGGCUCCCAUCUAUCGGUCAGCGAACGGAAGGGCCCUGGCUCGGAAUAGGACGCGCUGAAUAGUAGGAAGUAGGAACAUAACCCGCUAGUGCGCGGUGCGUGUGAUAGUGCUGCCACCUGUGACCAUUUGUGAACUAUUAGUACAAUUUUCCAACGUUAGUCGCCGCCACCGUCAACCACCAUGGGCGACCUAGAAAAGGAAAUGAUCUCCGAAGCGUUCGACGACGCGGCGCGCUGCGUGGAGCUCCUCGCCUCUUCCGGUCGCCUGCCGGACGACGAUCUUCUCAGACUAUACGCGUGUUACAAACAGGCAACCUGCGGCGAAUGCCGCGGGCAGAGACCGGGACUGUUCAGCCUCUCCGCACGGCGCAAAUUCGACGCAUGGAAAUCUCUGGGCGAGAUGACGGAACUCGAGGCGAAGCGGCGCUAUGUGGAGAUUCUCACCGAGCUGCAGCCCAACUGGAUGUCUGGAGGGGACGCCGAAACCGCCGGCCAGCCGCGGGGACUUGGUAUCGCCGUCUCCACUCCAGUCCGUGCAGAGGAAGAUGGCGCCACGGUCGGCGACGACGCGUCCCCUCUGGAUUUGGUAAAGGCGGGGAGGUGUGAUCUACUAGCCCAGCGGGCCACAUUUGACUGCGAGUCGGCUGACGGAGAGGGUCUGCGUCUUCUUCACUGGGCUGCCGAUCGCGGUCAUGUCGACAUAGUUCGUCUGCUGCUCACCAGAGGCGCCACUGUCGACUGCCGUGACGCGGAUGGGCAGACGCCGCUCCACUACGCGGCUAGCUGCGGGCACACAGAAGUCGCGAGGGUGCUCCUGGAGGCGGGCGCGGACCCGAAGGUCACUGACACGGACGGAGUGACGCCGGCGGAGGGGGCGGAGGGAGAGGUCAGGUCACUGCUGGACCAGGCGGGCAAAACUUGAGGUCAGGAUGAACCGCGAGGUCAGGGGUCACGUGAGGUCUGCUCGGCGGUGGACAGUUCCUCGCACAGUCGCUGUGUUUGUCGGAUUUAGCGGACUUUUGAUAUUGAAGUGGAAUGAACUUUUUGUUAAAUAUUCAAACAGGUCAGAUGCCCUUUUUGUUACAAACCUUUCUGAAGUAAAGUGAGCCAUGUGAUGGAAGAUUGGUGUUUAUGAAUAAACUGCCAACACCGAUUUCAUUUAUGUCACCAUUUGCUCGUCGUGAGUGUAAUUGGUAAGCCUGAGGCGAGACUGGCAGAUUUGAAAUGAUUUCGUGUGCUGCCGUCAUCUCCAGUGUGAAUGUUGUUUUUGUUUGUGAUGUGUGCGCCAAUCAGAUGUGAUUCAAGCAAAUGGUGCCAUGUCUGACGAUUGAAGGGGCAAUACAUGUUUGAAUUGAA